Molecule: messenger RNA, 1638 nt
Organism: Magnolia sinica
Lineage: Eukaryota; Viridiplantae; Streptophyta; Magnoliopsida; Magnoliales; Magnoliaceae
Product: maltose excess protein 1-like, chloroplastic
Exons: 9
Coding region: 34-1269 (411 amino acids)
Cellular component (GO): chloroplast envelope
Molecular function (GO): maltose transmembrane transporter activity
Source: RefSeq, a predicted model, not a curated record
UCCGUACUCUCUCGUCUUCAAACUCUCGCAGUCAUGGCGGGGUCUAUAAUGACCAUUUUGCCCUUAGCAAGAGUACCUUUUCGCCCUUCCCUAACCCCAGCGACCCUUUCUCUACCCUUAAAACCCUCUCCCUUCCUAUCUCCUCCUCCUACGAAAAUCCCCUUUCUGCAAAACCCCAAAUCCCUAAAUAUCCAUUUCUCUCCCUGCCCUCGUCUUCUCCAACACCGAUUUAACUCAGAAAGUCAUGGUCUCGAGUCGGACGCUCCUUACCCUACUUACCAGGGAUUGGAGAAGGGCAUUUCUGGAAAUAAGGAUUUCGAUGAAUGGGAUUCCCUGACUGCCAGAUUCGCCGGGGCAGCGAACGUGCCGUUUCUGCUACUGCAGCUCCCUCAGAUCGUCCUCAACGCUCGGAAUCUCCUGGCGGGAAACAAAUCCGCGCUCUUUGCCGUCCCAUGGCUCGGUAUGCUGACUGGUUUGCUAGGGAAUCUUUCACUGCUUUCAUACUUCGCAAAGAAGAAGGAAACGGAAGCUGUUCUAGUUCAGACUCUGGGAGUUGUUUCCACUUAUGUUGUUAUAGCACAGCUUGCUAUGGCAGAAUCCAUGCCUCUGCCUCACUUCACAGUGACCACAGUCGUUGUGGCAUUUGGUCUCAUUCUGAAUUUUCUGAACUACUUUAAUUUGCUUCACGCCGGGAUCUGGCUGUUUUGGGAAGAUUUUAUUACGAUUGGAGGCCUUGCUGUUCUUCCACAGGUUAUGUGGUCAACCUUUGUUCCCUUUGUUCCAAACAGCAUUUUGCCUGGGGCAACUGCUUUCAUGGUGGCAGUUGUGGCUGUUAUUAUGGCACGGACAGGGAAACUUUCGGAAAAAGGUGUCAAAUUUGUUCGGUCAUUAUCUGGAUGGACUGCUACUCUCCUCUUCAUGUGGAUGCCUGUUACACAGAUGUUGACAAAUUAUCUCAAUCCUGACAACAUCAAGGGCUUAUCAGCUUUUUCAAUGUUGCUUGCCAUGAUCGGAAAUGGUCUUAUGAUCCCACGUGCACUGUUUACUCGUGAUCUCAUGUGGUUCACGGGUUCAGCCUGGGCAUCGUUUCUGCAUGGAUGGGGGAACCUAAUAUGCAUGUACUGUUUUAACAGUAUCAGCAAGGAAUUCUUUUUAGCAGCAACUGCCGGCUUCCUUCUUUGGCUAGGAACGACUUUGUGGAGGGACACCAAAGCAUAUGGAUACAGUUCGCCAGUGAGAUCUUUGAAAGAGUUGGUCUUUGGACGGUGAUCUUACUGGAGUACUGUUUAUUUAUGCUGUAUAGAGGUGGUCGACUGAUGGAGCUUGCGAUCAGACUGGGAUAACUUUGUUAUCUUCUGGUGCUUCUCAAUGACAGGUUGCUUGUCAGAUGGUAAUCAUAGUAACGCUUCCACAUAAGGUGUACGAUGCCAACCGACUACAGAGGUCCCAUGUCGAAUAAGAUGCUUGCAUUGCAUGGGAAUUGUUCUUGUUUUCCUUCUAUAGUGAAUUUUGAAGCAAGAAGCAAUGUAUUUGGGAAUUGUCUUAUGGGUGCAUUUUAACAGACCCUGGUGUUAGGCAUUGGGCCUUGUAUUUGGGAGUCUCUUCCCCGUUUAGAUAGGGUUCUGUAUUGGCUUUUCA